UCUUCAGUGAAGCAAAUUUAUUUUAGUAUAUUGAGCAUAAUUUGGGAGGGUUUUAACUUUCAUAUGAGACAUUUCUAAAACCAAUCGAUUAAUUUAAAGUCAGGUUAUAAGCUUUUGUUUCUACAAAAUGGAUAAGCGACAAGACUUUUGUUAGGGACUGUAGAUCCGUUGGUGCAUAGUUAUGGCUGCAUUUACCCUUUCCAAAUGGCUUUAUUUUGUGACAAAGUAAGGACGUGGUUAUGCCGCAUCUUUAGGGGGCAGUAAUGAGUCGAACAUGCUGAUUUAGCCCAGUGGAAGCAUGUGUUCUUCCGAUCUUGAAAGUAUGGCGGCGCAGGCUGGAUUUUCCAUCGCUGCACCGGCUUUUGGGAGCCGUCAGGAUGCUUCUGUCUUAUCUGCUGUGUCUCUGUCCGCGGAGGCUGCCCCGUUCACUCCACGGGAUUCAUCCGACGCUGAUAAACAGUUUUCCCACUGCUACGCCAAGCUCCGGGGGUUGCGGCCACAAUCUGCCCAGCUCAGAGACCACCUCAACCUGCUGUUUGAUAAGCUCCUCUCGGAAAACUACAACAAAACAUUUAACCCAGAUAUCACCAUUCGCCCAGAGGAUGUGUGCACCCUUUUGAAACAUGCCAGCUCACUUGUUCCUUUUAAUCAAGAGCAUUUAGUCAUUAAACUCUGUCAGCUUAUCCACCACCUACUGAACCAACUGAAGGUCAUAAUGGAUGAGCUGACAUUAGAUGUACUGAUGAACUAUGUAACCUGUGCACUUAAGAAAUGCAGUACUUGGACACAUUCAGAUGUCCUGUUAGCAUUGUCCACAAUAGUAUAUGGAAAUGGACCUCAGUGUCACCAGCACCUGGAGAGCCUGCUUAGUGAGAAUGGUAUCCUUUUGCAAUACAGCUCUCCCUCUCAACCAGAUCUGGAGCUGCAACGUGUUUCUCUAAACUGCAUGGCCAACAUAUGCCUCAGGAUUCCUGGUCAGCCACCUCUAGAUGAGCAGUACAGAGCUGUAUGUUUCAGAGUUUUUCUGAAAACACUACAAACAUGUAAACCUGCCAGUGCAGAUGAACUCUUCUUCUGCAUGGUUUUGCAGUCUGCACUGAAAGGACUUCAGUGCUGCUUUUCUGGUGGAAAGUGGAAAUUUGGAGGAAUGGAAGAGUUGGGAACAGUUCUUGCUAUACUGAAGCAAAUGAUGUUCCAGGGAUCUCCAGGUGUGAGUGUGGAAUGGCCGUCUGUGCUUUACCCAGCUCCUCUUCCACAGUACGAAGGACCAUCAUCACCAAGACAGCCUGAAACAACAAAGCCUCCAGAGAUGUCAAAAAAUGUCACUGGCCGAAGCAAACCGUCAGCAAAUAAAAAACGGAAAUCCAGAGGUAAAGGAAAGAAAAAUACCACUGAGGAGAAUGAAGAUGAAGAUGUUGAUGGAGAGAUAACAAAUAAACAAGAAGCUUUAAAGGAGCAAUGUGCUGCUGAAAAAGAGAAUACUGCUAAGCCAUCAGCUCAAAAUCUUUAUCCUUCCUGGAAACAGACCAGUUCAGACUCCGAGUUUUCCGAUCCAGAAGGUGGAGCUCAAAGCAAACUGCGGCUAUAUCAUGGACGCGUGCGACAAGGGGCACUACUCUGUCUGUUGGCUGUAGUCAAAAGUGUUGAAAAGAGAACAUUGUAUGGCUAUUGGUCUUCGUUUAUUCCUGAUUCGCCCAUUGGAGGACCACCUCAGCUCACCCUCAUUACAACAAUAUUAAAGGACCCCUCACCCAAGGUGCGAGCAUGUGCACUCCAGGUCUUAUCGGCCAUGUUGGAUGGGUCUCGACAGUUUCUUGCAGUUGCUGAAGAUAUAACAUCCUCUAGACCAUCUUAUACAUCAUUUUCUUUUUCUUUGGCCACUGCAAUCAGAGAGCUGCACCGGGCUCUCAGUCUAGCUUUGCUGGCUGAAAUCUCCCCCCAAACUCUCACACAGAUUAUUAAGUGUCUGGCAUAUUUGGUGACCAAUGCCCCAUACCACCGCCUCAAACCAGGUCUACUCAGUCCACUAUGGAGGCAGAUCCGUCCAUAUGUGCGUCACAGAGAUGUGAAUGUGCGUGUAUCAGUUUUGACGCUCUAUGGUGCUUUGGUGACCACUCAGGCUCCUCUCUCUGAGGUGCAGCUCCUCCUUCGACAGCCAGAUGGCAGUAGCGUCUUUGGAUCUUAUACACCCCAAGACACCAGUCUGAGUUGGCGGCAGAGGGAUGGUGUGUCUUCUUCAAGUUGUACACCAGUCAAACAGGACUCACACUCUCCUCUUAAUUCGCACACACCAAAGGAAGAGGAUAGCUCACCUCCAUGGCUGCUGCAGCUGUGUGUGGCCUUGAUAACACAACCACGAGAGAGCCAAUCAGAUAGUGAAGAGACUGGAGCCACUGUCCUAGAGCCCUCUCCUGUUCGUUUGGAGGCUUUACAGGUUUUGUCUCAUUUGGUUCGCGGUUACUUCUCCCUCUGUCAAUCCCACCUGUUUGAGAUAGGUCAAGUGAGUGCUUGGUGUCUUGGAGAGACUGACCCAUCCAUCCAGCUUCAUGGAGCAAAAUUACUGGAUGAGUUGGGGACAGGGAUAAUUCAACAAUAUAGACCAGAAAACAACAUUCCUGAAAGUCAAAGAAUUCCCAUCAGCCAAGUGGUGGCAUUUUGGUCCGAAGUUCUGCGUGGACCGUUAAAUGCAGCUUUGCAGAAUGAACAGCAUCCUACUCUGCAAACUAGUGCCUGUGACACACUCUCAUCAAUCCUUCCUCAGGCAUUUGCACAGCUGCCUGAAAAGACACAGCUCAUGUGUAUCACUGUGCUGCUGGGACUGACCUACAGUGAAAACUAUUUGGUGAAGACUGCAGCUGUUAGAGCUCUGGGUAUCUACGUUCUUUUCCCCUGUCUCAGAGAGGAUGUGAUGUUUGUGGCUGACACAGCAAACACAAUCCUAGCUGCUCUUGAAGAUCGAUCUCCAAAUGUCCGGGUCAAAGCUGCCUGGUCUCUGGGAAACCUUACAGACACACUAACUGUCAAUAUGGAGUCUGUGAGUGUGGACUUUCAAGAGGAGCUAUCAGAUAUGUUGCUGCUUAAAAUGCUGCAAACUGCAACUCGAGCAUCAUCUGAUAAAGACAGAGUGAAGUCCAAUGCAGUGCGAGCUUUAGGAAAUCUUCUUCACUUUCUGCGAGAGAGUCAGUUGACACGGUCUGUGUUCAAACAGCCUCUGGAGGAUGCAGUUCGUGCUUUGGUAAAGACUGUCCAAUCAGAGGCCAUGAUGAAGGUCAGGUGGAACGCAUGUUACGCCCUUGGAAAUGCCUUCAGGAACCCUGCUCUGCCCCUUGAAUCAGCCUCUUGGUCUCAUGACGCUUUCUCUGCCCUCUGCAAUGUCAUGACCUCCUGUAAAAACUUCAAGGUGCGAAUCAAGUCUGCUGCGGCUCUGUCAGUCCCUGCACAACGCUGUUGCUAUGGCGAUACAGACCGGUUUAUUUGUGUGUGGCACGCUUUGGCCACAGCCCUCGAAAACAGCGAAGACACAAAUGACUUUUUAGAGUACCGCUACAGUGCCAGCCUCCGACACACACUAUCACAAGCUUUGUUACAUCUGCUUAGUCUGUCCCAAGUUGAAGACAUGUCUGCCCUUGCCAAGUCCCUCUCAGGGGAGGAGGGCAGGGGCAUUCGGGUGCAUUUGGUGAAAUAUCUGAGAGCAGAAGAAGCAGCCACAGAGGGAGCAGAGGACGACAGGUAUGGAGAUAGUUUUACUCCUCAGCAGAGAGUCAAAGCCCUGGAGAAGACUGCAGAGAGACUGAGGAGGCUAGAGACUGAAGUUAACAAAGACACUGUUGUAGCUUUUCUGGAGGAUUUGCUGAAGAGCUGUGAAGAGCCAUAACACUUUCUCAUAGCACUUUUUCACUUUGUGAAAAGCAGAGAACAUGAAUAAAAUUAUUAUGUAGAAAAUAAGUAACAAUUAAAGCCGCGUGCGGCGAUGGUGGCCCUCGCCCCGGGUGCGCACCGCCCCCCCACGCGACCUCCGGGGACUCGCGACCGCCCCGGCACGUCACCCUUUCUCCCCGACAUCCGCCCAGGCCGACAGCUAGUCCAUUAGACACAUUACAUAAUGCACCUUUAAAUAUUUAUAGGAGUCAUUGCGCCCCUGCUGGGCAACAGUGGAAAAUGCACCAUGUCCGCUAUUUAUUUUUUUGCUCAUAGUCAUGCAUAGAACUUAUUCCCUGAAUUUGGUACAAAUGCAAUAAUGUGUACAUGUCAUGUAUAUGCUAGGGGGCGCUAUAGUGUUAAAUUUUCAUAUGUUUUAUAGUGUAUUAUAUUCAGGUCGUGAUCAGGCAUUAGUGAUUCAAAUUUCAGCACGAUCGGACUAAGCCUGUGGGUGUAAUAAUUUUUUAACUAUUUUUUCAGGGAGUCUUUGCGCCCCUGCUGGCCAAACGUGGAAAAUGCAUCAUGUCCAUAAUGGACUUUCUUGCUUGUAAUCAUGCAUAGAAUUUAAUCCCCGAAUUUGGUCCAACGCACCGCCCCCCUGGCGAACGCUGGGGACUCGCGACCGCCCCGACACACCGCUCUCUCUUCCUGACAGCUCCCGAGGCCAACAGCUCGUCCACCAGAAAAAUUACAUAGUGUACCUUUAAAAUUGGAUAAAGUGAAUGAUUCUAGAGACAAACUGUAGACACUAAGCCACAGGUCACGUGACUUUAAUGGUCAAGAGCACUGUCACACUAAGACUAAGUGCAUGAAAACACAUCCUCCACCAGAAAAGUUACAUAGUGUGCCUUUAAAUUUCUCAGAAGUGAAAUUAUUCUAGAGGCCAAAGUGUCAAACUAGGGCAUAGGUCUUACUGACGUUUAUGAUGAGGAGUACGUCAGUGAAUGUUUUGGCAAAGUUUUACAAAUGAAUGUAAAACUAAUUUUAUGUCACACAAUAAUAAAUUGUGUGCAUUCAUAUAGGUGGCGCUGUAUCCCUGAUAACUGUAUUUGACAUAUCAAUGGAAUAAGGGUCAUGCAGUGUAUAACUGAUAGAAAUGUCAUCACAAUCGGACAAAACAUGUGCAUAUAAUAAUUUUUACAAUAUUUUUUUGGGGAUUCUCUGUGCCCCUGCUGGCCAACCGUGAAAAAUACACCAUGACUGUAAUAGACAUUUUUGCUUAUAAUCAUGCAAAGAAUUUAUUCCCCUAAAUAAAUAAAUAUGUUUUAUAGUGUAUUAUAUUUAGGCCGUGAUCAGGCAUUAGUGAUUCAAAUUUCAGCACAAUCGGACUAACCCUGUGGGUGUAAUAAUUAUUUAACUAUUUGUUGGGGGAGUCUUUGCGCCCCUGGUGGCCAGUGGUGGAAAAUGCAUCAUGUCCGUAAUAGACUUUUUUGCUUGUAAUCAUGUCUAGAAUUUAAUCCUCGAAUUUGGUACUAAUCCGAUAAUGUUGAUGUUUGUCAAUGCUAGGGGGCGCUAUAGAGUUCAUUUUUCAUAUGUUUUAUAGUGUAUUAUAUUCAGGCCAUGAUCGGGCAUUAGUGAUUCAAAUUUCAGCACAAUCGGACUAAGCCUGUGUGUGUAAUUAUUUUUUAACUAUUUUUUGGGGGAGUCUUUGCGCCCCUGCUGGCCAAUAGUGGAAAAUGCACCAUGUCCGUAAUAGAUUUUUUUUGCUUGUAAGCAUACAUAGAAUUUAUGUCCCGAAUUUGGUAAAAAUCCAAUAAUGUUGAAGUUUCACGUCUAUGCUAGGGGGCGCUAUAGAGUUCAGUUUUAUUAAAUUUCAUAUUUCAUUACAUUCAGGCAGCGUUGUGCAAGUUCACACUUUUUUUAGUUCAAAGUUCAGUUCACACUUGUUCAAAGUGAAUAGUUCACGUUCAUAGUUCACAAUUUUAAUUUUGAACUAGUUCAAAGUUCAGUUCAUUUUAUAUUUAGAUGAGAUCUGUAAAUGAAAGGCUGCAUUUAUUUUUCAAACUGACUUCUAGUUUACAACAACUUUACAAGAUACACUGUUGGACAAGUGACUUUAAAACUGUAAUGUGUUAUUUAUGACUUGUUACUGUCAUUUCAAAGUCAUUUGUUACAUUACAAUAUUACUGUAUUAAAAAUGUAAAACAU
This is a messenger RNA of Boleophthalmus pectinirostris (great blue-spotted mudskipper), 6066 nucleotides long. RefSeq names its product HEAT repeat containing 6 (gene heatr6). Bases 299 to 3874 code for a protein of 1191 amino acids. The record is from RefSeq and is a predicted model, not a curated record. Gene Ontology annotation, molecular function: protein binding. The transcript is spliced from 20 exons. NCBI's taxonomy places the organism in Eukaryota, Metazoa, Chordata, Actinopteri, Gobiiformes, Gobiidae.